GGUUUCUUUAAAAGCUUGUGUGCAUUUGUUCAGCUUCAGUCCUGCGUGGAUCAUCAUGGGUCGAGCCGCAGUUGGCGUAACUCUAUUUGGCUUCUUGCUCAGCUUUACCACUGCCGUCCCAACCAUUAAGGAACGAGAUAUUGACAUUUACAGUUUCCACAUAAACUCCACGGUAACCAGCCGCUACGCCAUCACAGUCAUCAAGAGCCGUGUGGCAAAUCGACUCAAUGAGUCCAAAGAAGUCCAUUUCCAGGUCAAGAUUCCUAAGAAUGCUUUCAUCAGCAAAUUCAGAAUGACCAUAGAGGGGAAGACGUAUGAUGGAGUUGUGAAGGAGAAAGAAGAGGCUCAGCAGCAGUACAGUCAGGCAGUGUCUCGUGGAGAAAGUGCUGGAGUGGUCAGCUCAGUAGGAAGGACUCUGGAGGACUUUAAAACCUCAGUGACGGUGGCUGCUUUCAGUAAAGUGACCUUUGAACUGACCUAUGAGGAGCUGCUACAACGACGACUUGGCAAAUAUCAGUUACUCAUCAAUGCCCAACCAAUGCAGCCUGUAGGAGAUUUCAAGAUUGAUGUGUACAUCCAUGAGAGUCCAGGUAUUUCCUUACUGGAAGUGAAAGGAGGGCUGAACACUAAUGAGCUGGCCAAUGCUGUAACCACUACACGAUCUGGUAAAGAGGCGUGGGUGAACUUUUAUCCCACUCGUGAGCAGCAGACCAAGUGUGACGUUUGUGGUGAAAAUGGACUGAAUGGAGACCUGAUCAUAAUGUAUGAUGUAGACAGACCAAAACCCAGUGGAGAACUACAGGCAUCAGACGGUUAUUUCGUCCACUACUUUGCACCUACAGAUAUUCCACGCAUACCGAAAAAUGUGGUGUUAGUCAUUGACCGAAGUGGCUCCAUGAGUGGGAGAAAGAUUGAGCAGACUCGUGAAGCACUGCUGAAAAUUUUGGGAGAUCUUGCUGAGGAGGACUACUUUGGGCUGAUCAUCUUUGAUGGUCAAGUAGAUGUAUGGAAACCUAAACUCCGCCAAGCCACAGAGAGGAACAUGGGACUAGCAAAGGACUUUGUGAAAAAGAUUGAAGAUCGUGGAUCCACAAACAUCAAUUCUGCAGUGCUGAAGGGAGUGGAGAUGAUCAACAAACACCCACGAGAAGGCUCCGCCUCCAUCCUCAUCCUGCUGACUGACGGAGCACCAAAUACAGGUGAGAGUGACCCAACAAGGAUUCAGGCCAAUGUGAAAGAGGCCAUUGGGGGGAAGUUUCCUUUGUACUGUCUGGGGUUUGGAUUUGAUGUUAACUUCGAUUUCCUGGAAAAAAUGGCGCUGGAAAACAAUGGACUUGCUCGUAGGAUCUAUGAGGACUCGGAUGCUGAUCUUCAGCUACAGGGUUUCUAUGAGGAGGUGGCCGUUCCUCUGUUAACUGGUGUCCACCUGAACUAUGCUGGAGCAGCCAAUGUCACACAGACCAGAUUCAGCCACUACUACAACGGCUCAGAGAUCGUGGUAGCUGGACAAAUCACAGACAACAGCCUGGACACUUUCCAAACGGAGGUCAUCGCAAUCUCAAAAAACAGUAAAGUGACCUACCAGGACUCUGUGUUCACGAAAGACCUCGCGGGAGUUUUGCCACAUGAAAACUCCAUCCAGAGACUUUGGGCUUAUCUUACAGUGAAGCAGCUCCUGGAGAAAGAGAUGACACUUAAUGGGGAGGAGAAAGAAGCAGCCAGGAAAGAAAUCCUGGAUCUCUCUCUUAAGUAUGAAUUUGUGACCCCUUUGACUUCCAUGGUGGUCACAAAGCCUGAAGGAGAGGACACACAGGUCGCCAACAAACCUAAAGAGGAAGAAAAGGCAGAGCAAACGCAACUUAGGCUAGCAUCACGUGGAAGAACACGUUAUUUGUGGAAGACUUCUUCCAGCAGGACACGUUUAUUGAAAACGCUUCAAAUGCUACGUCCAGCAACUCCACCUCCGGUGAUUGGCGUGAGGUUCUUGAUCUCUUCUCGUGAUCAGCCUAAGCCAAUAUGUUAUAACCUCCCUGCCGCUUCCAAACUCCGCCUCCUGAUGGACCCCUCCUCAGAUUUCUCAAUGAAUGGUGAACUCUCAACAAAAGGCUUCAAACAAAUUGCUCUUCAUUACAAAACGGAUUAUUCCUUAAUGCUCAAUACCUCUCAUAUCCUUUAUCAUGAUGGCCUGAAUAAUGUGAUGUUUUUGUGGGGACAGGAGCCCAGCAAGCACGAGACUGACAGUGUGUCUCUGAUUCUGAGAAAUGAUGAAGUGGACGUCACCAUGGGAACCGUGCGUGUCGUGUUGUUCCGUCAUAAGAAAGAUGGAGAAAUGUUUCUGUGGCCUGCAGUUCAGCAGCAACCAAACCACGUUAGCAUACAAGGAAUUUUUGGAAAAAAACAUGUUGAAUAUGAGGAAUUAUCAGGAUCAGUGAUCAAAAUCAAAGAUGAAGAUGUGAAAGCGACCUGGAGCACUGCUACUGACUAUCGACGCUCUUCAGCCCCUGUUCUUGGAUGCUGGUUCAUACCAUACAAGUCUGUCCUGCAGGGGGAGCUCUCUGAUUUCACAGUGUCACAGCUGUAGACUUGCAUAUUAAUUCUAAUGAAAUACUUAAAAACCGGAUCAGAACUGUUAAUUGUUUUAAUUAAGCACAGCUUGAGUAGUCAUUUAUAUUGGAUCACAUUUAAGAUCAGCCAGUCAGGAUCAGGUGAUGGAAACUGGUAAAGAAAAAAAAAAUUGGACUUUCGUGAUGACCUGAUUACUUUGGAUUACUACGGAAUAUCGGAUUCACAUCACACAGCAGUCUUGAUUCAUACAGUAUUGUUGAUAUAUCAGCAGUUCCAGACAAAAUGCAGUGAUUGGAAAAGAUUCAUCCGAUUUCAAAGCACCAUAUUUUUUACAACCGUGAGGCGUCUAGGAACCAAUCACAUACCACCUGAAAGAGGGGGUCAUAGAGUUUCUGACCGUCACUGGAAGAUGGCUCCCUUCAGUCUGAGAGGAGAUGAGACCCCUGAGCAGAAAGUGUUCUGCAUUCUCCACUUCAAUAAGAGUGAAUCCGUCAUAACUGUGCAGCGUGAUUUUCAUUGGCAGUGAAGCUCCAACAGUUCAGAGCGUUCACCGUUGGUUCCAGAACACUGGAUGAUCUCCGAAAUCGCACUGAAAGAGCCGUGAGUGCAGCGACACCCGACAAGCUCAAUCGCUUACGGGAUGAGUUUGACUAUGGUGUUGAUGUUGUCUGUACAGCUGGAGGAGGUUCAGACUGAGACCUUGUACAAUUACAUAAUAAACUUUUUGCUCAUUUAAACCAUUUACAGUUCACUGGAUUGAUCUGUAAUGAUUUACAAGUGAAAUAAAUCAUUUUGAAAUCAGAUGAAUCUUUUUGAAUCACCCUGUAUUAAAAAAUGUUAUUUACCAAGCAGUCCAAUCUUUUAACGCUUUACAAUUUAUGACAUUAUUUGUUUUAUUUGAACGACAUAAAUUCAACAGUGUUUGAUGUACUAAAAGGAUGUUUAAAAGAU
Messenger RNA from Colossoma macropomum (tambaqui), 3516 nucleotides. RefSeq names its product inter-alpha-trypsin inhibitor heavy chain H3-like. The coding region runs from base 56 to 2581 and encodes 841 amino acids. Lineage: Eukaryota; Metazoa; Chordata; Actinopteri; Characiformes; Serrasalmidae. The transcript is spliced from 20 exons. The record is from RefSeq and is a predicted model, not a curated record.